UCACAUUUACCCCCCCACCCCCCCGGCUGGAAAUCUCCCGCCCAGUCAGUAACAUCAUCAUGGCUCAGACUGUGCUGUUGUUGGUGCUGCUCCUGUUCGGCUGCAGCUCUUUCCCCAGGCUUCACACUCUGAAAAUCAACCAGAGACCCAUUAUCGGGAUAUUGGCCCAGGAAACAUUUGAUGCAGGUCUUCUUCGGUAUGGGAAGACGUACAUUGCUGCACCCUAUGUCAAGUAUCUGGAGUCGGCUGGCUGCAGAGUGGUACCAGUCAGGUUGAAUCUGACAAAUGACGAAUAUGAAAAGAUUUUCUAUUCAAUCAAUGGUAUUAUAUUCCCUGGUGGAUCAUCUGAUUUGAAGACAUCAGCUUUUGCCAAGGCUGCAAAGAAAUUUUAUGAGCUUGCAUUGAAGGCAUUUGAUGCUGGUGAUUAUUUUCCAAUAUGGGGAACCUGUCUGGGACUUCAGUUACUGUCUGUGCUUACUGCUGGGAAGAACCUGCUCACAAAUACUGACUCGGAAAACAUUGCUCUCGCACUAAAUCUGACUAAUGCUGCUGCCUCUAGUAAAAUGUUUCAGAAAUUUCCUCCAGAUGUGUACCAAGCUUUAUGCAAUGAACCACUCACUGGGAACUUCCAUAGCUUUUCUAUUUCUGUGAAGGCGUUUCUGGAAGAUGAGAAACUGAGUAAAUUCUAUUCAAUCCUGUCCACCAAUAAUGACAGAAAGGGUGUGGAGUUUGUAUCUACUAUGGAAGGCAUCCUAUAUCCUUUCUAUGGGGUCCAGUGGCAUCCAGAAGUCAAUCGCUUUCAGUGGCAGCGGAAUUUAGCUUUCCCACACUCUCCGAAUGCUGUAAAAGUCUCCUAUUUCCUGUCCGAUUUUUUUGUAAAUGAAGCCCGGAAGAACUUCCAUCAUUUCAAAAGCUUAGCGGAAGAGGAGGCAACUCUGAUCUAUAACUACAGUCCCCGCUAUGUGCCUACAUCCAGCUAUAUCCAGGUCUAUUUUUUCUAAAGAAGUGCCAACAGGGAAUUAUUCGGUGCAGUAACUUAGGUGCAGUAAAUUUAAGUAAAUUCUGGCAGAAAACAGUAUUUUCAACCCACAACCACACUGAUCUGCUUGGAGAUAAGGAAGCAGUCUGGCCAUCAGCAAGACCAGAAGCAGAGUGUGAACUUAAGACUGCAUUUCCCUCAUACUGGGGGAAAAGUAAGUUUUAGCAUCUAGCAAACAACUAGUUUGUCAACUUAUGAAGAUUACUUGCAAAAUUUGAAGAUAUUUAACGUUCUUCCUCUGGGUGAGGGAAUCCACCUUAUUGUUUUAUCUCCUACUACAUUACAGCAUUGAAUACACUGAAUUGUAAAGCAAUUUGAGAUGUCCAGUGGUUGUGAAAAGCCCUAUUAAAAAAAGCAAGUCUUUCUUAUACAUCAUACAUUUAUUUUAUACAUACAAUUAUGCAUCAUUUCUACAAUAUCUGACAAAAUUGUUUCAAUAAAUAGUCUUUCCACAA
Carcharodon carcharias (great white shark) is the source of this 1494-nucleotide messenger RNA. It is a transcript of the gene gghl, whose product is annotated as gamma-glutamyl hydrolase. The record is from RefSeq and is a predicted model, not a curated record. Gene Ontology annotation, cellular component: vacuole. Gene Ontology annotation, molecular function: gamma-glutamyl-peptidase activity. NCBI's taxonomy places the organism in Eukaryota, Metazoa, Chordata, Chondrichthyes, Lamniformes, Lamnidae. The coding region runs from base 60 to 1001 and encodes 313 amino acids. Gene Ontology annotation, biological process: tetrahydrofolylpolyglutamate metabolic process. The transcript is spliced from 9 exons.